AUGGGUGUGUCUGAAAGCCCUAAUCAGCCGUCUGGUUCUCCGACGCGGCUGAGACAACAACGAUUUAGUGUUUCUCCGCGCCAUGAGCGCAGUUCCACCGCUGGUGGGGGUGCCCGUGAGGUCAGUUUCGGUGGGGGGGACGAUCUGGACGGAGACUCUUCGGACGAAGACUUGUUCAACAUGAGGAAGCGGCGACGCAAUGCGACGCGAGCCCCGACAAAAGCAGUCAAGCAGAAAGGUCCUGUUUCUGCCGCCAACUCCAUCACGUCGCUCUUGUCUAAUACAAUGAACCUGAGGUCAAAGGAUAAGCUGAGCAGUCUGCUAGGGUUCGACCUCGACUCCGCGUUGAAGGUUGACAAGCUGACGGAGCAGCACGCCAACUUGAUGGCUCUCCGGCAAGAGGAGGACGUGAUCGAUCGGCUGGCCCAGCAAAAAAUGGACGACUUGAGCAAGAGAGAGCAGGACAAGACGCGAAUAGACAAGAUGAUCACCGAACGGGUUGAUCCGCACCAAGAGGGUUAUGUUGAGUAUUUGCGGAAAGAGCUUGUGAACGGCGAUAUUUCGAAGUUGGAAGACGUUUAUUUUCUGGACUCCGUGGGCAGUUAUGGCCAGUCUGAGCCAGACCUUUCGAGUCUGCAACAGGACGCUCUUCUUGGCCACAACUGGUUCCCUGUGCGGACGAUAUUGACAGACACAGACAUCCACUCGUUCAUCCAGGUUUCGUCCCGCUACGUGUGGGACCUGCUGCACUCAGACUUGGCCAAUAGCUAUGCUCUGAAUAGCGAAAAAGUGAACGACUUCCUAACCCAAAACGGCAUGGUAGACAGACCGGUCGAGUACAUGCUGGCCUCGAAAAAAUCACUGCCUGCCGCUCCAGAACAGGUUCUCAAGCUGUAUUGUCUGGUAGAGCUUGCGCGCGCAUCCGACAAUACGGAAACUCGCACCGGCUUCGACAGACUGCUGCGUGCUACCGUGCUGCUGAUGGUGGACGCGCGCGUGAACGAGGGCAAUGUGGACGACUACAUAGUUCUGGGCCGCGAGACGGUGAGCUCGCUUCAGCUGCUUAACAAGACGCUCGUCAGUCUCGCCCAGUGGUUCCAUGAAUUGUCCACUAAACCAAGACCCGAAACGUUUGCCGGGUGGUGCACAGAGGUGUCGAGAAUGGUUGCAGAGCAGUUCGGCAACCGGCUGGUGCUGGUCCACCGGCUGAUCAGCAAUAUCACCGCGGUAUCUGUGCCGAUGCUCAAGAGUCUCAAGCUUUGGUUGGUGGUGUGGACGCUGCUGGUGAACGACCAGUACGACGAGUCUAAACACGACAAGGACCAGUUGUUGCGGCUCAAGUCGUCGCUGUUGACGUACAGCCUGGACCCAGACCAGGUGGUGAGCUCUGUGUACCAUUUUGCACGCUAUUUCAGCCAGUGUAGUCUCGCGUCGCCGGCGUCGCCAGAGCUGUCUGCACACUUGUUGGCCCACGCACACACGCGAAUCAGACUGUUCCAAAUGGCCAUCUUCAUGACAAUCGGAACAAUGAAGAAGUCCGAGAUCAACAGGAACCUCCAGUUCCCUGCAAGCCACGACUCAUACUACUCGAAACACCACUACGAAAAACUCCACAUCGACCUCAGUGGAGUGCCCGAAAACGAAUAUCUAUUGCACCACAUGAAGUUCUAUAUCAACUUGGUGAAAAACAGGUACUUCCGCAACUACCAUAAUGCCAUUCUGCCGCUGGUGACGGAGUGUAUUGCCAUUCUGACAAACGUGCUGUCCCGGAUCGAGCGCGAACUGACGAUGCCGGAGAUUUUUAGCGACUGA
This is a messenger RNA of Ogataea philodendri, 1812 nucleotides long. RefSeq lists its product as uncharacterized. NCBI's taxonomy places the organism in Eukaryota, Fungi, Ascomycota, Pichiomycetes, Pichiales, Pichiaceae. The coding region runs from base 1 to 1812 and encodes 603 amino acids. The record is from RefSeq and is a predicted model, not a curated record. The transcript has a single exon.